AUAGCGUUACUUUUCCUGUUUGCUUUUCUACCGUUCAAAUUAUAUUACAAUGGCAGUUAAAAUCGUUCAUUCGUGCUUGGUUUCCAAGAUUGCCAUCACUCUAUCAGUCGUCAGUUUGUUGUUGUGCUGUGGUGUGUUUUUAAGAACAGAAUUGAUGCUAAACGAGCUGUAUUCAAGAGAUAUCAAGCUGCCAGAAAAGAUGACUUCAAAACACGAAAUGAACGAUAGACAUAGACCAGACAAAGAUCAACUUUCAAAACGAUCAGUCAUGAAACAAGAAGUAAAACGAAAUGAAUAUGUUCUAAGAAGAAAAAUAAGACAAGUUACAAAUGGAUUAAACAACACCGUUGAGCUACUGACUGAUUUAUUAUCAAAGAAAAUUGACCAAAAGGUCGGUAAAGCAGUAGCCAACUUACAAGCUGCCAAAUACUGGAUUCCCAUUCCAGGACCUCCCGGUCCACAAGGAAAACCUGGCCCAAGAGGACUGAGAGGACGCAUGGGUAAAACUGGACGUCGAGGAAAACAAGGACCGCGUGGUUUUCCUGGAAAAAUCGGACUUCCUGGUUCCAGAGGAAUGCCUGGACCUAUGGGACCGAAGGGACAAAAAGGAGAUGCUGGCCCUUCCUUAGAACGUCCAAGCGUUAUCAUUUCACCAACAUAUGCCAUCGUCAAUGAAAGCCAGUCCGCCAUCUUACAUUGUUCCUCUAGUGGUUAUCCUCGACCUGAUGUUGUGUGGAGUAAAAACAACGGUACAUUACCACACAAACGAGCAGUAGUUGAUAGCACUGGCAAACUUGAUAUCAAACACGUGACAACCAAUGACUCAGGAAUCUAUCAGUGUAAGGCUUCUAAUCUUCUUGGCAGCACA
Molecule: messenger RNA, 868 nt
Organism: Exaiptasia diaphana
Lineage: Eukaryota; Metazoa; Cnidaria; Anthozoa; Actiniaria; Aiptasiidae
Product: macrophage receptor MARCO
Exons: 1
Source: RefSeq, a predicted model, not a curated record